GUGGCGUUUUUCAAUGCAGACAAGAAUUUUAUUAAAUCCAAGGAACAUGGAUCAGGAAACACUGCAAUUCAUAUGGCCUGUAGACAUGGACACUUUGUGAGUAUUGGAGAAAUUAUAUCGAGACAUUUGUAUUUAAAUUUCCUUAGAAGACCGAAAAAAAAACAUAAAAUAAAAAGGAAAGAAACGGCGCCCAAAAUUACGAAGCUUCUCAGAUUGUUAGUUUGGGAAAACUACAAAUGUUUGCGUCGGCCGUCUGGCACUAUUUCUCGUGAGUUUCAUUUUGCGAACAGGCUAUCUUUAUAUUAUAUUUUGCGGGUCGAGUCUAGUUUUCCUUUCUGGCAAUUUAUUUUGACGAUUCUUAGAAAUGCAUUCAAACUUUAUGCAUUUAUUUGAGUCAAAGGCAAAACUAGAAGUCGUCUCUCAUUUUUCUCAGGGUUAGCCUGUGUCAAACCUAAGUAAUUUGUCAAGUGUAGGUGUGUGGCCUAAGUUGCUCUUAAUAUAUUAUUCAAUAUCAAAAAUCAAAACUUUAUCAAUGUAAAACUUAUAAUAGCGACCGUAAAGUUUAGAUGUGCGGUUGUGUUUCUCUCUGAGGACUGGUUUUGAAGAUCCCAAAAUAAUUUUGGGCCUUUUCAAUAUUUAUCAUGUUUUCAAGUUAGGAAAUUAAUCUUUUCAUGAACUCCCAAGUAACGAUUAAUCUGACUCCUGAUUUUUAGGAUAUUGUGUUAUACCUGCUGGAAAACGGAGCUGAUAUCGAUAUGUUUAAUAAUCACAACAACACGCCUUUUUUCCUGGCCACCGAAAGUCUACAAAAGGAGAUAUGUCAGGUA
Molecule: messenger RNA, 827 nt
Organism: Porites evermanni
Lineage: Eukaryota; Metazoa; Cnidaria; Anthozoa; Scleractinia; Poritidae
Source: the annotation of a GenBank genome assembly